CUCCUGGAUUCACACGCUCUAAAUUUAGCUGCCUUAAAGUCAGACAGGACAGCACGGGAGACUUAAACUCCUGAAACACAGAGACUCAACUUUUUGAUAUAAAUGAAGCAUUUCCUGUGCUCUGAAACUCUCUUUUGGCCUCAGUGAAAUUAAAGAUUGUUGAGCUGUUGGACCAAUGGGAAAAUCAAAGUGUGGAUUCACAUGGAAAAUGAAAUUCAUUGGGAAUCAAGAGGCAGACAUGUAAUCUCAUACAACACCGAUAUUUCCCUGCUGGCUUGACCGAGGCUCCCGCAGAGAUGAGACUCUACUUUUCUUUGUUAGUUGUCUUCAGUCUUUUUGUGUCUCAGUGCCACGCCGGCUGUUCUGAGGUGGAUUCUCUGACUGAGGCUGUGGCGGGACAAGGAUUCCUGCUGGGCUGCAUCUCCUGCAAGAGACGAGAGGAGGUCCCUGCACGAGCCACCGUAGACUGGCAUUUCAAGCCUCUGGGAGAGGAGGAGUUCAGGCAUAUUUUCCACUAUGACCAUCCUGUAGCUGACAUCCUCCAUGAAGACUUCAGCGAGCGCCUGGUAUGGCGCGGGACACUAAAUGAUGACCUUCAGAUGGGAACCGUGUAUGUUAAUAACGUCACCUUCAAUGACACUGGGACGUAUCGCUGCACCUUCCACCGUACCCUCUUCCUGCCGCUGUCUCCUGAGCUUGUCACCGUGGAGAAGGAGGUGGAGCUUAGUGUGGUGGCUGUAGCCAAUCGCGAGCUGACUGAUGUGAUCUCGGAGAUAAUGAUGUACGUGCUGAUCACGUUCCUGCAGCUGUGGCUCAUUGUGGUUCUGAUCUACUGUUACAAGAAAAUCUGGGACGAGCACGAAGCACGUCAAGCUAAAAAGGCUCAGGCUGGACAGGGAGAAUCUAAAGAUAACUGUGACGGGGUGCAGCUGGACUAACAUCAGCGAUUGCUACACCACGAUUCUGAUGAAAUGGAGCUCAGGCAGAAGAUCAGAGCAUUUUGUUCUUUGAGAUGGACCUGCUCAUUUACACCUUCGUGUUUCUUUUUCUUUUGUGGACUCUGCCAGAGCGGCUUUGCAUGACUACAAUUCAAAAUAAUCCUUAUUUAUCUCAUGCUGGACCUCGAUGAAGCCUCUCAGAUUGUCCUCUAUGUUAAACAAGCUGUUUAUUUCCCUUUUAAGGCAUUUUUCUUCUGAUUGGCUGCCCCUCAUACGCAACAGAUUUGAAAAUGUGGGUGGAGCCUUUGUACCUGAGAUGACCUUAUUAGGGAUAUCCCCUCUCUCUUGUGUCAUACAAACCCAAGAGUAGAUAAAUCUGAGUGUGGGCAGUCUGAUGAAUUUGUAAUGCAAACAUCUUCCACUGUAACAUCGCAUAAAUGACAGGGGAAAAGGAAAACCUCCACUUUGAGUGGAGGUGAGUGUAGAGCUUCUUUAAGUUAAGGCUUAAAGGCCUUAAAGGUGUGAGUAACACCUUUAAACUACUAAUGUUUAUUAUCUCAUAAGUCAUAUUUACAAAGCAUCUAUUAAUCCCUCAUCCUGCAUUACUUUAAAAACACUAAGCCUUCAAUGAAGAGUUUGCGGUCAGCAAUCUCCGAACAAUGAAAGUGUUGGAUUAAAUUACUGCUUAUUUGCCACAGGUGAGCUGUACACAAGUUACCUACUAUACUCAUUAGAGACUUACAAGUUAGCAGUGACUCGAGAAUAUUCCUUCUCCAUCAAUAAUUCCAGAUGAAUGUGGUCUGUUCUCCCUGUGUGCAUUCUUACACCCCGGCCUAGCACGAGCUGG
This is a messenger RNA of Neolamprologus brichardi, 1785 nucleotides long. RefSeq names its product sodium channel regulatory subunit beta-1. NCBI's taxonomy places the organism in Eukaryota, Metazoa, Chordata, Actinopteri, Cichliformes, Cichlidae. Gene Ontology annotation, cellular component: voltage-gated sodium channel complex. The record is from RefSeq and is a predicted model, not a curated record. Gene Ontology annotation, molecular function: transmembrane transporter binding; sodium channel inhibitor activity. Gene Ontology annotation, biological process: cardiac muscle cell action potential involved in contraction; regulation of sodium ion transmembrane transporter activity; regulation of heart rate by cardiac conduction.